CAAACCACACGCUCUCCAAUCUCCACAGGCCAUCAUGUUGGUUCUCCGUGGAGUGGCCAGUGCCACCACGCUCUGCUACAGUUUCCCGCCGUUACUAUCGAAACCCACCUCUCUUUUGCCGCAAAGGCCACUCCCCAAGAGCCAAGCCAGGACCUUGGGAUCGCUUUACGGUUGGAGAAGAAAUGGAGUCCGUAUAUCUACUGCUGUGUCGACUCAGUCUGAAAUUCUUGUCCAGAACGAAAGCACAGAGGAGACCCAGAAAGAGGAGACUAAGAGAGUUGUGCUCCCUACUAAUGACUCUUCUGAGAACCUUUUAAGAAUUCGCCACACGUGUGCUCAUGUGAUGGCCAUGGCUGUUCAAAAGCUCUACCCAGAUGCAAAAGUGACUAUUGGACCAUGGAUAGAAAACGGGUUUUAUUAUGAUUUUGAUAUGGAGCCUUUGACAGAUAAAGACCUCAAGAGAAUUAAAAAGGAGAUGGAUCGCAUCAUUGGUCGCAAUUUACCGCUUAUAAGAGAAGAGGUUUCCAGAGAUGAAGCUCAGAGAAGAAUAAUGGCUGUUAAUGAACCUUACAAGAUAGAGAUUUUGGACAGCAUAAAAGAAGAUCCCAUCACCAUAUAUCAUAUUGGUGAUGAGUGGUGGGACCUCUGUGCUGGGCCUCACGUUGAAUCUACUGGCAAUAUCAGCAGGAAAGCCGUUGAACUUGAGUCUGUUGCUGGUGCUUAUUGGAGAGGAGAUGAAAACAACCAAAUGCUGCAGCGGAUCUAUGGAACAGCUUGGGAGAAUGAAGAAGAAUUAAAAGCAUACCUUCACUUUAAAGAGGAGGCCAAAAGAAGGGACCACAGACGCCUUGGUCAAGAUCUUGAUCUCUUUUCCAUACAGGAUGAAGCUGGUGGAGGUUUAGUCUUCUGGCAUCCAAAAGGUGCCAUUGUUAGACACGUUAUAGAAGAUUUGUGGAAGAAAAUACAUAUAGAACGUGGAUAUGAUUUGCUAUACACUCCCCAUGUGGCAAGAGCGGAUCUUUGGAAGAUCAGUGGUCAUUUGGAUUUUUACAGGGAAAAUAUGUAUGAUCAGAUGGAGAUUGAGGAUGACCUAUAUCAACUUCGACCCAUGAACUGUCCUUAUCAUAUAUUGGUUUACAAAAGGAAGUUGAACUCAUAUCGGGACUUCCCCAUAAGGGUUGCUGAGCUUGGAACUGUAUACAGAUAUGAGUUGUCUGGAAGCUUACAUGGCCUAUUCCGUGUUAGGGGAUUUACUCAGGAUGAUGCCCACAUCUUUUGCUUAGAAGAUCAGAUUAAAGAUGAGAUUAGAGGUGUCCUUGAUCUUACAGAAGAGAUACUGUUGCAAUUUGGUUUUAGCAAAUAUGAAGUGAACCUCUCCACUAGGCCAGAGAAAGCUGUUGGAGGUGACGAUAUAUGGGAAAAAGCAACACUUGCGCUUAAAGAUGCUUUGGAUGAUAAGAGAUGGAUCUAUCAAAUUGAUGAAGGUGGUGGCGCCUUUUAUGGCCCCAAGAUUGAUCUUAAGAUCGAGGAUGCUCUUGGACGGAAGUGGCAGUGCUCAACCAUACAGGUUGAUUUUAAUUUACCACAGCGGUUUGACAUAACUUAUAUUGACUCAAAUUCAGAAAAGAAAAGGCCUAUCAUGAUCCAUAGAGCAGUGCUUGGAUCCUUGGAGCGGUUCUUUGGAGUCCUGAUUGAGCAUUAUGCUGGAGACUUCCCACUGUGGCUUUCUCCAAUCCAAGUUCGUGUUUUACCUGUUACAGACACUCAGCUUGAAUACUGUAAUGAGGUAAGCAUCAAACUGAAAGCUUUUGGUAUUCGAGCUGAAAUUUGCCAUGGGGAGCGCUUGCCUAAGCUCAUCAGAAAUGCAGAGAAGCAGAAGAUCCCAUUAAUGGCAGUUGUGGGUCCCAAAGAAGUUGAGACACAAACUGUAACAGUUAGAUCUAGGUUUUCUGGGGAGCUCGGGACCAUGAAACUUGAUGAGUUUAUAACCAAGACCAAACAUACCAUUGAAAACAGAGCUUCAUUAUAAAGUUCUUGUGCUUGAGAAUUUAUUUGAAUACAUAUGAGAAAAUGGAUUUGAAAAGAACGGGUACAGACGAGUGUGAAUAUUUUGUUUCAAGUAUACAUGAAAACUGAACUGAAGAUUUCAGAUUGCGCAAUAUGAUUGUAAGAUUUUCCCUUUUAUCUUUCAGUUUGUUUCUCUUA
Molecule: messenger RNA, 2205 nt
Organism: Tripterygium wilfordii
Lineage: Eukaryota; Viridiplantae; Streptophyta; Magnoliopsida; Celastrales; Celastraceae
Product: threonine--tRNA ligase, chloroplastic/mitochondrial 2
Exons: 8
Coding region: 35-2029 (664 amino acids)
Biological process (GO): threonyl-tRNA aminoacylation
Cellular component (GO): chloroplast stroma; cytoplasm; mitochondrion
Molecular function (GO): threonine-tRNA ligase activity; ATP binding
Source: RefSeq, a predicted model, not a curated record